Molecule: messenger RNA, 1459 nt
Organism: Brassica napus (rape)
Lineage: Eukaryota; Viridiplantae; Streptophyta; Magnoliopsida; Brassicales; Brassicaceae
Product: transcription factor TCP9-like
Exons: 1
Coding region: 120-1064 (314 amino acids)
Cellular component (GO): nucleus
Molecular function (GO): sequence-specific DNA binding; DNA-binding transcription factor activity
Source: RefSeq, a predicted model, not a curated record
CGUCUUUCUUGCUAUAUACUGUAUAUAUAGACAACUCACAUACUAAUCUCUCUCGACGUGAAACGCCGUUAAAAGUGAUUCCUUUCGCCGUCUGUUUUCAUUCAAGUAGUAUAAUUUAAAUGGCGACAAUUAAGAAGCACGAAGCUGAACGUCUAAGAGCCGUUGAUCUAAACAUCAUCGAAACAUCUAAACCUUUUGAAGUAGCUAACACUGUGAGCCUCGAGCUCAAGGCGGAGCCAUCGUUAGAGGUCCCAUCGAUUUCAAUGUCUUUAGCUCCACCGUCGUCGUCAAUAGGACCGCCACUGAAGAGAGCUUCUACUAAAGACCGUCACACCAAGGUCGAAGGAAGAGGAAGGAGGAUACGAAUGCCUGCCACGUGUGCGGCUAGGAUAUUCCAGUUGACUCGAGAGCUUGGUCACAAAUCCGACGGCGAGACGAUUCGGUGGUUGUUGGAGAACGCCGAGCCGGCGAUAAUCGCCGCCACGGGUACGGGAACGGUUCCCGCCAUCGCUAUGUCCGUCAACGGAACGCUAAAAAUCCCGACCACGACGAACGCUGAUGCUGACGUGGCGGAAAAUCCGGCGAAGAAGAGACGUAAGCGACCUUCUAACAGUGAGUAUAUAGACAUAAACGAACCGGUCUCGGUUUCGGUUUCCUCCGGUUUAGCUCCGGCAUCCACCGCGGCUCAACAAACGCUGCCGCAAGGGAUGAUUCCGAUGUGGGCGUUUCCAUCAAACGCAGUGGUUCCGGCGGUUGGAGCUUUCUUCUUGGUUCAAAACGUAGCUGGCCCGUCGAACCAGCCUCGGAUAUUAGCUUUUCCGGCCGCCGCUGCUGCUUUACCGUCGACGUACGUCGCCUCUGUUCAGCAGGCUUCUUCUAUGGCUAGAACACCACCUCCACCUCAAGUUGUUCCAAACUUUACCGGGUCAGUUAUGGCUCCAAGCUCAAGCUCCGGCAUAGCAACGAAGAAUAUGCUCAGAGACUUCUCACUAGAGAGUUACAAUAAAAAAGAGCUUCACCAGUUCAUGACGACCACAACAGCACCACGGUCGUCGAACCACUGAAGGCAGAAAGAAACGACGGCGUAUUAUCGCCGGAGGAAAGAAAGAGCACGUGGGCACGUGAGGGAGGAAGUAAAGACGCUCACGUGUUAAGUGGGCCUAGAUUUUCGGCACAGGUAGGGUCCACGUCGUUGGUGGGUCAACACGCACCAAAACUGAAAAGCAGAGAGUGAGGGAAGGGCCCCGCAAGUGGGAGAAGGAGGGAGUGGGCCAGGAUUGGUGUGGCGCCCACUUCGGUUGGGUUACGUGGUCCGUUUUAGUGAGCCUCACCACCACUUUGUCUUGACGGUUUGGACUUUGUUUUUCGCUUACAAAUCCCUGUAAUAAUCUCAAUUCAUGGUCCACCCAACAACAAUCGUGAUAUUGAUGUUCUCUUUUUAUUUUAUUUUUUUUUUUUU